Molecule: messenger RNA, 3787 nt
Organism: Cucurbita maxima (winter squash)
Lineage: Eukaryota; Viridiplantae; Streptophyta; Magnoliopsida; Cucurbitales; Cucurbitaceae
Product: homeobox protein HAT3.1-like
Exons: 9
Coding region: 780-3479 (899 amino acids)
Biological process (GO): regulation of DNA-templated transcription; chromatin organization
Cellular component (GO): nucleus
Molecular function (GO): DNA binding; chromatin binding; DNA-binding transcription factor activity, RNA polymerase II-specific
Source: RefSeq, a predicted model, not a curated record
GCGCAAUAUGAGCGGCGGUAGCGGAACGGAGACGGUGCGCGUGGAGGCUGGGCAAGAAGUUCAGAUAGAAACGGUGGCCCAGAUUUGGAGGACUUCGAGACUGAGACGAAGCCGCUGUAUUCUUUCUUCGCGCUGAGAAGAAGAACAAGAACCACCGCCACCAUCGCCAAAAAAAUCUUUACUCGUCUCACUAAACUCCCUUGACAACCGCCAACAAGAUCCAAAACCGCCUUCUUUCACGGGCAAUACUAUCCUCUUUUUCACCAACACUAGGAUGGCUGAUGGCGGUAACCAUGGUGUCUCUCCUUUGCCAGAUAAUCAAGACUGAUAAAUGUCCAGAAGCUCUUUGAAGAGAGUGCUUGAGGUUGUCCAUAUACGUGUGUAGAUAAAUCUUUGGGGUGCAAAGGAAGAAAACUCCCAUUCCCUGGCAGUUGCAGAAGUUGAUAAAAUUAACUCCAGUGCAGCAUCCUGCUAAUGAGAAUUCGAAAACGGUAUCAGAAAAGUAAGAAAAAAAUUCAUAGUGGACAAUUGAAACAACCUUCCGGAGUUGUCAUUAGGAACUUUCAAUAAUUGUGUAUUAAUUUCAUUCAAACAUCUUCGGCCAAGCACUUCGAAAAUGAUUGAUUAGGAAUAGGCUACUUAGUCGCCAGAAGUGGUAAGCAAGAGUGUAUAUUAUCUUAGUGGUUGAUUCUUUAGUCUUAAAGUCUGAGCAACCUCUAGUUGAAGUAAGCAGGAAUAGGAGUAGUCAAGGAGGUAAGUUGGUAUUCUUAGGGGACAAUAUGGAAGAAAGAGAUGAAUAUACAGAAUCAAGAACUAUUAGUAAAUCUGCAGCCGUACAAGAAGCCAAGGCCAGUGUUGAAGUUGAAGUGCUAACUAGUCUUGCAAAUGAGCAAAUUGAUUCAGCUCCUAACUAUCUGGAAUUGGGAACAAUUCGAGACUGGACCAGUAAAACUGGCAGUCCAGAUGAAGAAAAACCAGGUGUCAAACAGAAUAUGGAGGAAGAUAGUAAGGAACUUUGUUUGGGAGAAGCCCACAGUGAAUUACCAGAAAAAAGCAGUCAGACUAUCUCUAAACUUGCUGAAAAUGAUCAAGGUGAAGCUGGCAAUUUAUUAUCCAGUGAUAAAGAUACUGAAAAUUUAAUAUUACCUAUUGAAGUUGAGACAACGGCUCUUCUUAAUGAGUGCUCGGAACCUCCAACUGAAGAUGACAACAAAAAUUAUAUCGAACAGGCAAACCCUCCUAUAGAAGCUUCAAUCCAAAAUACUUCUAUAAAAAAUUUAAAUAUGGUCCCCGAUAAUUCUCCAGAGUUGGGUUGCAAGGAUAAGAGAGUUUUAAAAUCAAAAAAGAAAAAUUAUAUUUUAAGGUCCCUUGUAAGUAGUGACAGAGUUUUGCGUUCAAGGACCCAAGAUAAAGCUAAAGCUCCUGAACCAAGUAAUGACUUGAGUAAUGUUACUGCUGGAGAGGAGGGAAAAGGGAAGAAGAGGAAGAAGAAUAGAAAGAUAAAGGGAAAGGGAGCAAGAGUUGACGAGUUUUCAUCAAUCAGGAAUCAUUUGAGAUAUUUAGUGAACCGCAUCAAAUAUGAACAGAGCUUGAUUGAAGCUUAUUCUAGCGAAGGCUGGAAAGGGUUCAGCUCAGAUAAAUUGAAGCCUGAAAAGGAACUUCAACGUGCAUCAAAUGAAAUAAUGCGACGCAAAUUGAAAAUAAGAGAUCUAUUUCAACGUAUUGAUGCACUUUGUUCUGAAGGAAGGUUUUCUGAAGCUUUAUUCGAUUCUGAAGGCCAGAUAGAUAGUGAGGAUAUAUUCUGUGGAAAAUGUGGAUCCAAGGAACUUUCCCUUGAGAAUGACAUCAUACUAUGUGAUGGUGUCUGUGAUCGUGGGUUCCACCAGUUCUGUUUAGAACCACCUUUGCUAAACUCAGACAUCCCACCAGAUGAUGAGGGAUGGCUAUGCCCUGGAUGUGAUUGCAAAGAUGAUUGCAUUGAUCUUCUUAAUGAAUUUCAAGGAUCAAAUCUUUCUAUUACUGAUGGUUGGGAGAAAGUCUUUCCCGAGGCAGCGGCAGCAGCAGCUGGCCGGAGUUCUGAUCACACCAUGAGUCUCCCUUCAGAUGAUUCUGAUGAUGGUGAUUAUGAUCCUGAUGUUCCAGAUGCUAUUGACCAGGAUGGUGAAUCGAGUUCUGAUCACUCAAGCUCUGAUCAAUCAAGUUCUGAUAAAUCUGGGUAUGCUUCUGCUUCUGCUUCUGAGGAAUUGGAGGCUCCACCCAAUGAUGACCAGUACUUGGGUCUCCCUUCAGAUGACUCGGAGGAUGAUGAUUAUGAUCCUGGUGCUCCAGUGCGUGAUGAAGGUGUUGGACAGGAAAGUUCAAGUUCUGACUUUACAUCUGAUUCUGAGGAUCUAGCUGCACUUGUUGAUAACGGGUCGUCUAAAGAUGAUAACAUAGCGUCUUCUCCAUUAAAUAAUACUGCGCCUGUAAGAAACUCUAAUGGGCAAAGUUCUGGACGCGGUCCUAACAAGAAUGCACAACAUAACAAGUUAUCAAGUCUAGUAGGGUCAGGUCCUGACGAGGGUGGUCUUGAACUAGUUUCGGGAAGAAGACAUGUGGAGCGAUUGGAUUACAAGAAGCUUCAUGAUGAGACAUUCGGGAAUGUUCCUUCCAACUCGAGCGAUGACACAUAUGGCAGUGAUUCUAUAGAUUCAAGUGAUGACAGAGGUCGUGGUAGGAGUACAAGGAAGGGAAGUCCUAAAAACCUGGUUCCUGCAUUGUCAAGAAAUGGAACUGAUGAUUCGAAAAAUAUAAAAACUAAAUGCAGUUCUAGGAGAACUCGUCAAAAGCCAGCUGCUGAAAAUAUGGAUAAUUCUGUGACUAAAACUCCUGAAGGCACUUUGAAAUCUAGUUCUUCUGUUAGACGAACCACUUCAUCAUCACAUAGAAGGCUCAGUCAACCUACAUUGGAGAGACUCCUUGCAUCAUUCCAAGAAAAUCAGUAUCCUGAACGAGCUACAAAGGAGAGUUUGGCACGAGAACUAGGGCUCAGUCUGAAGCAGGUUAGUAAAUGGUUUGAGAAUACACGUUGGAGCACACGCCAUCCCUCCAGUGAAGCUAAUAAAGCAAAGAGUGCUUCAAGAAUGGGCACUCAAUCAUCUCAGACAAGUAGAAAAUCUCCCAAGCCUGAGCAAGAAUCUGGUGCAUGUUUCAGAGACACCUGUAGCAAUGGUGCUCAGCAUCAAGAAUCACCAAAGGCAAUUACUGUUGUGGCCCCAUGUCAGAGUGGAGUUACAGGGGAUGACAAAUUAGCGUAUCACAAAACUAAAAGGCCAGAAUCUACUGCUACAAAAUCCAGAAAACGGAAGGGCAGGUCAGAUCAAGUGGCAUCCCGUUCAAAGAACAGAAAGAAAUCACGGAAGCCUCCAGCUAAGUCAUCCAAAGUUGAUGAAAUUCAAACAGCUGAUAAGGUUAAGAAGAGGAGGAGGAAAUCCAUGUAGAUUCUGAAGUUUUGAUCGAUCCUGGAAAAUUAUUCGGUAAUUUAUCCUCUUCCAAGAACCACAUUACAUCAGAUGCUGGUGAAGGGAGGUAAUUCCAAUUGUUUGUAGUUCUUUGCGGUCACAUUAAAAUUCCUCUUUCUAAUCGCUUUCACAUAAAUCCUUGUCUGAGUAACGUAAAUGUAGAGCUUGUUGUUAGAUAUUUAUAUGAAUUUUCAAACGAAUGCUCUCAUCAGACCCUUGUCUUGAUGUGUGUUAAACAAUCAAUAUUUAGCUAUCCAUUUAGUAGCAGAGAUUGUUCUGUUAAACAA